Messenger RNA from Eucalyptus grandis, 3178 nucleotides. Its product is annotated as probable disease resistance protein RF9. NCBI's taxonomy places the organism in Eukaryota, Viridiplantae, Streptophyta, Magnoliopsida, Myrtales, Myrtaceae. Gene Ontology annotation, biological process: defense response to other organism. The record is from RefSeq and is a predicted model, not a curated record. The transcript has 2 exons. Gene Ontology annotation, molecular function: ADP binding. Bases 1 to 2820 code for a protein of 939 amino acids.
AUGGCUGCCUCUGAACUGGCGGUUUCGCUAGCGAUAGUCAGACUUCAUGAUCUUCUCUCCAAGUCCAAAGACAACAUCACCUAUCAAAACUUGACUGAUAAAAUCUCUUCCUCCAUAAGCGAUCUCCAAAGUAUCCAGAACACCAGGAAACACACCGUGCUCGAGGAUGGCCACAACCAAAAAGCUCAGGAAGGCAAGAAACGGCCUGAGGUUUGUCCUCAUAAGGUUGAGAAGAUUGGCGAAGUCCUUGUUGAUUUACUCCGAGACAUUGACGAAGCAAUCCUUGUUGAUUUACCCCGAGACCAGAUGUCAGAAUCGCAAGGGGCUUGUUUCGCCAAGGUGUUCGCCCUAGUUCGGCUCCUCCCAGUAAUGAGCGGAGCACAUGCCAGGAAAAAGAUGGCCAAGACGAAAGUCGAAUCGUUACGUGGCAAGGUCGCAUCAUUAGGGCGUCUUGCUAAUGAUGGCAUGCCAGACCAUAAGAGGGCAUCAUCUUCGUCAUUGAGCAAGAGGAAUCGAGAAAAUACGAGGCAGCGGGUUGAGUCCGAUAUCGUGGGCCGUGAUGGAGAUGUAAGGACGCUUCUGGCCUGGUUGAUUGAUGAUCACGACUCCAGCCUUCGGGUGAUGUCGGUGGUUGGCGAAAAAGCCUGUGGCAAGACCGCACUGGUGAGGAGUGUCUUCAGCAAGCGAGAAACCAAGCAUCACUUCCACUGUCGUGCUUGGGUCCGUGUCCCAGACCUUGGGGCGGAGUCUGACCGGAUGAAGAACCUCCUUGUGGACAUACUGAAACAGACACCACUCCGAGACCAGGCAAAAGACAUGGAGCACAAGCAAGAGGAGCAGCUGUUCGAGAUGCUAAAUAAAUUAUUGAUGGGGCUUAGGUACUUGAUAGUUUUGGACAAUCUGUGCGAGGGCAGACUCGUCCAUGAGCUCUUGGUCCCAUUCAUGGACUGGAUGAACGGAAGCAGAGUAAUUGUCACUACAACAAAUGCAGAGAUGCAAAAGUUUGCAGACCCUUGGACACCCUAUCUCCGAUUACCCCUUGAUAUGACCGAUUUUGAAGAGUGCAAGAAAUUGCUGUGGGUAAGCAUAACGGGAGAUGACAGUUCAAAAUCGGAGAUGACCAAUCUUGAGCAGAGAAUUUUGAGCAAAAAUCGAUCUCCCCCAGCGAUCUCACUGCUUGGAGGACUUUUGUUUGCUGUGGAAGAGAGCAAUUGGGCGGCCCUCAUCGAUCGGCUUGGAGAACGUCCCAACCUCGACGAUGUCAUGUGCUUGAGCUUCGAUGAAUUGCCUUACCUGAUGAAGCCAUGUGUUCUCUAUAUGGCUUUCUUUCCUAAGGAGUCUGAGGUCCCCACAAGGAGGCUUUUCCGGCUAUGGGCUGCUGAGGGGUUGUCGGCCCAGGAUGCUGAUGGGUCGGCCCAAAUGCGAUCAGCAAAGGACUGUUUUUGCGAAUUAGAGAGCAGGAACUUUAUUCACGUGGUACGACGGAAACCGGACGGAAGUGCUGGAUCAUGUCGCAUGCCUGCUUUUCUUCAUGAAUUUGUCCAUCGAAAAGCAGAAGAAUUCGGACUUCUUCGGAUCCAGGACAACUCUGACUCUGACUCAGAGAAAGAAUCAAAGGGCAAGGACCCUGUCGCCAAGCAGAGCGCCCAGAGUCAACAGAAGCAAGUGGAAAACACAGCGACAGGACAUUAUGGUUACAAGGUCCCAUGCCUUCAGUCUUUUGCAUCAUUUGACACCCGUAAGCUAGGGACGCAGGCGAGAAUAGAAUCACCAAUUUUAGGCAGAUGCCUGGAUUUGCUGAGGGUAGUUGAUUUUGAGGGUGUUUACAAGCCUGUCCUCCCGGAGAACUUUGGAAAUAUGCUGUGUAUUCUAAGGUACUUGGGAUUGAGAUGGACGGUUCUGUAUUCGAUUCCGGAAUCAGUGGGGAAUCUGUUACUCCUGGAAACCUUAGAUCUGAAGCACACCAACAUAACCAAAGUGACGAGCGCCAUUUGGAAUGCAAAGUACCUUCGACAUCUGUACCUGAGCGAAGCAUCUUUCGAUGAGUCCAUCCGACGCCAUAUCUCAUCAGGGAAGUCUCUGAAUACUAAACUCGAGACCGUAUGGGGUCUACUCAUAAAUACUGAAAAGAGCCCCAUGAUAAGUGUGCUGGAGAAGCUGCAAAGCCUGAAGAAGCUGGGCAUGACAUGCCGUCCGGAAGCGGUGGAGGCAGUGACCAAAUGCAUUUCGAACCUGACCGGGCUCAAGUCCCUGGGACUGAGAUCGAGGGACCUGUUCGGUCAGCCAGCGGACCUCAAUUUGAGAGACAUGUUAUGGCUCAAAUCUCUUUCAAACUUGUAUUUGCUUGGAUCUUUGCAGCCUAAACAGGACUUGAAGUUGUCAUCGCUCUUUCCUCAUCUGAAAGCGCUCACCUUGUCAAUGUCAGAACUGGAACACGGUCCGAUGGAGGACCUAGGGCGCCUGACUGAUUUGACUUUACUCAGGUUAUUGGCUCGCUCUUGCGCCUGCACAAGCUGGCAUUGUGAAAAAAAUUCUUUUCCAAAACUCCGCAUCCUGAAACUCUGGAUGCUCGAGAAAUGGGAAAAUUGGGAAGUCAAAAAUGGCGCGAUGGAUCAUCUCCAAGAGCUGGAAAUCAGGCACUGCACGAAUCUAAAGAAAGUUGAGGGCUUGAAUAAUAUCAACAGCUUGAAAAGUGUGAGUCUUACAGGAGUUACAGAAGACCUUGCCGAGACUAUUGAAGUUCCCAAAGAUACGCUGGUAAAAAAAAAGGAGUUAAUGUCCAAGGUCCAAUUCAAGAUCAUGCCAUUUUCGAGGAAAUAAAUAAACAGUGAAUGAAAAUUCCAUGGAUGUUGCAUACUGCAGUUUUCUAAGUUCUUCAUCUUCUUCAAGCAUAUUUAUCUUUUGCUGGCCAUUUACAAAAAGAAAAGUACUCAUUGCAGAAAGAGAGCCACCAAGAAACGGACGAGCAUUGACGUCGGCCGGGAUUCAUCAGCUUCCAGCAAUGACUGUUUUCAUACUCUUGAAUAAGAGUAUUCAUAUGCUCAUGUGUACUUUAUUUAUUUCCUUGCGUAUCUCUAUCUGUGUGUAUUUCUCUGCAUUGUAAUUCACGGCAAUUGCUACUUUAGCUAGAGUCUCAAGACUUGCCUCUUUUGGGAUAUGUAAGUUUGAAAAUGUUAAG